Camponotus floridanus (Florida carpenter ant) is the source of this 1947-nucleotide messenger RNA. RefSeq names its product cytochrome P450 4C1-like. Bases 203 to 1771 code for a protein of 522 amino acids. The record is from RefSeq and is a predicted model, not a curated record. The transcript has 13 exons. Lineage: Eukaryota; Metazoa; Arthropoda; Insecta; Hymenoptera; Formicidae. Gene Ontology annotation, molecular function: monooxygenase activity; heme binding; iron ion binding.
GAAGUGACUUAUGCACCUAUUUAACGAGAUUUACAAUCCUAUCUUAAUUAUUUGAGUUAUGUGUUUCGAUUGAUCGUUAUAUCAUAUGGAAUCUAUCAGAUAACUACGAAUUUUGUUGAAAAUCGAAUACAUACGAAGAAUAAAAAACAAUAAACGAUUGGAGCUUAAUCAAAUAAUCAAGAAACAUCAAAACGGUUAAGAAAUGAUAUUCAUUAUUAUAUUGAUAUUAUCUAUGUUUAUUUUAUUGGUAUAUAAUUAUUAUGUGUAUUAUGAAAAAUACGAGCGAUUUCUUAAUCUUAUACCGGGACCAUCGGGUUUUCCGAUUAUUGGCAAUAUACUCCAAUGCUAUGUGUCAGCAGAGGAACAAUGGAAGCUCUUCCGUAAAUUAUUUGAUGAGUAUUAUCCCAUUUUUAAAUUCGGAGGUUUAUUUAUACAUGCAGUGUGUAUUCGUCAUCCAGAUGAUUUAAAGACGAUACUAAGCAACACUAAGCACAUCGAAAAAAGUCGUUUGUAUGACGUGUUUCAUCCUUGGUUAAAUACAGGUCUCUUCACUAGCACAGCGAUUAAGUGGGAGUCGCGGCGACAAAUGUUAACACCUGCAUUCCAUUUCAAUAUAUUGAAUAAAUUUGUUGAUAUCUUGGUCAAGGAAGGCGAUUGCAUGACAAAAUCGUUGAAAGAUGUCGGAGAACCAGUUGUAAAGGAUUUAUUACCAUUUAUUCGUAAACAUACGUUAAACGCGAUAUGCGAAACUAUUAUGGGCGGUUGUCUGCACAAUCUUGACGAGUUUCAACAACAGUAUCGAAAUGCGAUUCACGAUAUAACCAAAUUAAUAAUUUAUAGAGGAUUAAGACCUUGGUUAUAUAAUGAUUUAUUAUUCUCAUUGUCACCACAAGGAAGAAAGCAAAAGAAGGUCUUGAAAAUAUUGCAUGGAUUUACGGAAAAAAUCAUCGCGGAAAGAAAACUUUAUCACGAACGCACCAAUGACCGAUACUUAAAAAACCUUGAAAGUAACGAAGAGACAGAAAAUUUUGACGUGUUUGAAAUUAAAAAAAAUAGGCUAGCUAUGUUGGAUCUUUUAAUAGCGGCAUCUCGAGAAAAUUCUCUAACUGAUUUGGAUAUCAGAGAAGAAGUCGAUACUUUUAUAUUCGGAGGUCAUGAUACUACAGCGACGAGUUUAAUGUUUCUUUUACUACUCCUAGCUGAACACAAAGAUAUCCAGGAGCGUGUAAGGGCUGAAGUCGAUACUGUGAUGCAAGAAAACGAAGGAAAACUUAACAUGAGAUUAUUACAAAAUUUAUCAUAUUUAGACAGAUGUUUAAAGGAAGCGCUACGUUUGUAUCCGAGCGUGAAUUUUAUAUUACGCAAGACUGGGAAUGCUGUAAAAUUACAAUCAUAUAUCGUACCCGUUGGAACGUCCAUAUGUCUUAAUAUUUACGGAGUUCACAGAGAUCCUAAUUUUUGGCCAAAUCCAGAAGUAUUUGAUCCGGACAGAUUUUUACCCGAAAAGAAAAAGAAUCGUCAUCCUUAUUCUUAUAUACCAUUCAGUGCAGGAUCAAGAAAUUGCAUAGGUCAACGUCUCGGUUUGCUGAUGAUGAAAGCUAUGAUAGCCCCUUUGAUACAUAAUUUUUAUUUGGAACCUAUUGAGUAUUUAAAAAAUAUUCCUUUAUUACUUGAUAUAAUAAUACGUCCUGCUCAUCCAGUUCAUAUAAAAUUCAUCCCGAUCAAGUGCAAACAGCCAUUUAAAAAUAACGUGGAUAUUACAAGAGUGUAAUAAAAUGAUGCAGUGGGUAAAAUCGAAGAAAAUUGUUAUGUAUAUUAUACGUUCAACAUUAUGAGGAAAUAUUAUGUAUGUAAACAUUACGUUUAAUUAUGAAAAUAUUCACACAGAAAAUCUUAGAAAACAGAACCCUAUAUAUCCUAUAUAUUAACUCUAUAUACCCUAUUAUA